Molecule: messenger RNA, 810 nt
Organism: Papaver somniferum (opium poppy)
Lineage: Eukaryota; Viridiplantae; Streptophyta; Magnoliopsida; Ranunculales; Papaveraceae
Exons: 2
Coding region: 1-810 (269 amino acids)
Molecular function (GO): RNA-DNA hybrid ribonuclease activity; nucleic acid binding
Source: RefSeq, a predicted model, not a curated record
AUGAGGGAUGCCCAAAUCCGAUACCCAAAGGUUGAAAGAGCGUGCCUAGCAUUGGUUCACGCAAUUCAGAGAUUCAGGCAUUAUAUUCUAUCAAACAGAGUUGUGUUGGUGGCCAAAGCUGAUCCUAUAAAGUUCUUACUGUUGAAGCCUGCUUUGAUUGGAAGACUCGCAAAGUGGCUACUUCAGAUGUCAGAGUUUGACAUAGCAUGUGUCCUGCCUAAAGAAAUCAAGGGACAAGCAAUUGCAGACUUACUUGAUGCUUUCCCUGGAGAAGACAUCACGAUGUUGCAUGAAGAAAUGCCCGUAUCUCCAUCUGGUGAAGUUUUCUCACUUUCAUUCAAGCUGGACUUCCACUGCACCAACAAUUCGGCAGAAUAUGAAGCUUUCCUCCUGGGGUUAUCUUUGGCCAAGCAAGCAGAAGCAAUGCAUCUGGAGAUAAGAGGAGUUUCAAAGUUGCUGGUCAAUAACAUGAAUGGUGUGUGCUCUCUCAAGGAAGUAACACUCGCUCCAUUCAGAUCCGGAGCACAAAGAUUAUUAGCUCAUUUUUCUGAUGCAACAAUUGUGCAUACUGGCCGCACCAACAACAGACACGCUGACUGCCUGGAGAUUCUUGCGUCUAAGCUGCAGUUUGAAGGGUCAGAGAAAGCCAUCGUUGUGCAAAGACGUUCUGUAUCAUCUACCUGGCUUACUCAAGUUGAAGAUGCUCAAUCGAGCGACUGGUGGGCACCCAUUAUUCAUGAAUUGGGCAGUUCUCUUACAAAAGGAAAAAUCAGCCUCAAGGAGUUGAAGAACUUUUUUCUGCUACAUUGA